AUGCAACUCAAGUUCUUCGUGGCAGCUUCGGCAUUGGUAUCAACUGUGGCAAGUCUUGGUGACUUGGCCUUCAGUUUGGGCGUUAAGGACAACGCUGGCAACUGUAAAUCGGCCGACGAAUACAAGAGCGAUUUCGAAGUGUUGUCUGGCCAUUCGAAAAUUGUGAGGACUUAUGCUGUCUCCGAUUGUAACACCUUAGAGAUUUUGGGUCCUGCUGCUGAGGAAGCAGGAUUCCAGGUGAUGUUUGGAAUUUGGCCGACCGACAAAGCCCAUUUUGACGAAGAGAAGCAGGCAUUGAAGCAGUUUUUACCUAAGAUUUCUAAAUCUACCGUAAAAGUGUUUACUGUCGGUUCUGAGGCCUUAUACAGAGACGACUUGCCAGCUUCUGACUUGGCCAAUGCUAUUGACGAAAUUAAGCAACUUAUUUCCGAGAUCGAGGACAAAAACGGUGAGUCUUACGCCGGUGUGCAAGUUGGAACUGCCGAUUCCUGGAAUGUGCUUGUUGAUGGUGCUGCCAUUCCAGCUAUUAAGGCUGCCGAUUUCGUGUUCGCUAAUGCGUUCUCCUACUGGCAGGGUCAAACGAUGGAGAAUGCUUCCUACUCUUUCGUCGACGAUAUCAUGCAAGCUUUGCAAACUAUCCAGACCGCUAAAGGUUCUACCGACCUCUCUAACUUCUGGGUUGGAGAAACAGGAUGGCCAACACAAGGCACCCACUUUGAAGCUAGUGAGCCAGGUGUGGAUAAUGCCAGACAGUUUUGGAAAGAGGCAAUCUGUGCAAUUAGAGCUUGGGGAGUCAACGUAUGUGUCUUCGAGGCUUUUGAUGAAGCAUGGAAGCCUGACACUUCUGGCACUAGCGACGUCGAAAAGUACUGGGGAGUAUGGGAUGCAAACUAUGCCCUUAACAACAACAUGAAAACAGGCUCAGUCGUACGGCUUGUUGGCUAUCUCAUCACAUUUUCGAAGACAAAAUCUUGGCCUCUUCCUCCAGAUACCAUCUCAAACGCUCGUCUCAAUUCCACAACUUCAUCAAAUAAUGAAGGGUCUACUCUCUUCGUCGUCAGCAUAGUUAUGCUCUCAUUAGUCAUCCUUUCGAUUCUUUUGAUAGCAGCAUAUUUUGUCAUUCGACGUAUAGGGACGUUGAAUGAAGAAAGCUUGAAUCGCGAAGAGGAGAAUCAAGCUUACCUCGAAUUAAACCUGGACGAACAGGAGCUUUAUUUUCAAUCAAGGGAAUAUCUUACCACUAAUCCAUACGUUCGUGGUGACCUACUAUUCAGCCAAAACCUUAGCAUCCAAGAGAAGGGUAUACGUGCGUGGGAAUUUGUUAAGGAUUAUAUGUUGACAAACAAUGAUCUUCUUAUUGUUAAUCGCUUUGAACUUAACUUCUUCAAGAAGUUCGAGUGUUCAACACAGACGAAUCUCCCUAUUCCGAUGACAAACGACGUCUACUACUUCGAAACUUACAAAAAGUUUAAUUCCGAUAUUCUAUUAGAGCGUUCCGAGAUUGACGAUGAGAACGAUUUGACGGAGAGGGAAAAUGAUUUCCCUCCAGACUUCUGGGAUAUCAAUGAGAGCCUGGAAGGGGGUGCCGUCAACCAAGAUAAGUUUAGCUACAAUGCUUACAGAGAUGAUCACUCAGAAGAUGAAAGAAUAACCAUGGACAGCUUAAUCCCUUCCAAACCGCCCAGUUACAGCGCGGAUAGUGGAGAGCCUAGUAAUGAAAGUGACUCAUCUCAUCACAUUCCUUCAGAACAGCUAAACAGUCAUGAUACCCAAAGUACUGAUGUUAAUGGAGAUUUAUUGCAUAGUGGAGAGCAAAUCUCUGAAAUGAUACAAAGACAGAAAGGUUCUCCUGUUGAAGACAUCGAUGAUGAUGAUGAUGAUGAUGAUGAUGAUGUUGUUGUUGUUGUGUCAAAUGGCUCAGUUGAUCAAGUUGAAAAUGCUUUGAAAGAGUUCUCUGUUUCCCAUGGCAGGAUAGCGAUGGUAUCUGAGAUAGUGCACCUAUAUAGCUUCCCAGAAUUAAUCUGUUUUCUAGAGCGUACAGAAGAGAAAAAAUCAGCACAAAUUGCCUUCGAAGGUGAAGUGGUAUUCAUGUUUUUCAAGGGUUUGAACUUCAUUCAAGAUUUGACCUGCGAUGUUAUGGACUUUCAAAGGACAUUGCCUGGUGACUGGGCAACCAGGACCUACCAAGCUUAUAGGCUAUGCAAAGUUUAUUUCUACUUUGAUGCGACUGUGGUCGAUUUCCCCGGUGAAAGAAGUGGUAAUAGCUUCGAAGAUUCGCACCAGUUCAACAGCAUCAUGACAAUAGCGACUGACGUCAUCAGAAAGUUAUGCUUUAUGAUGCAACGUAUCGGAGGGGUUUUUCUAGAUGACAGAAAUCUCAGUGGUGGCAAGGCUAUUGCUUUACGUCAUUUCUUGAGGAAUUUUCCAAACGUGGAGAAACUUAAAGACUCUGACGGAACAUAA
This is a messenger RNA of Candidozyma haemuli, 2463 nucleotides long. RefSeq lists its product as uncharacterized. Gene Ontology annotation, biological process: cell wall organization; carbohydrate metabolic process. Gene Ontology annotation, cellular component: extracellular region; fungal-type cell wall; cell surface. Lineage: Eukaryota; Fungi; Ascomycota; Pichiomycetes; Serinales; Metschnikowiaceae. Bases 1 to 2463 code for a protein of 820 amino acids. Gene Ontology annotation, molecular function: 1,3-beta-glucanosyltransferase activity; glucan endo-1,3-beta-D-glucosidase activity. The transcript is spliced from 6 exons. The record is from RefSeq and is a predicted model, not a curated record.